Gastrolobium bilobum is the source of this 593-nucleotide messenger RNA. Its product is annotated as classical arabinogalactan protein 26-like. The record is from RefSeq and is a predicted model, not a curated record. The transcript has a single exon. The coding region runs from base 73 to 492 and encodes 139 amino acids. Lineage: Eukaryota; Viridiplantae; Streptophyta; Magnoliopsida; Fabales; Fabaceae.
UCUCCCUCAGAAAAUUCUUACAUAAUUAUAUCCAUUUCCAGGCAGUGAAACUUGGGUUUCUUCACCAUCAGAAUGGCAUCAUCAUCAUUCAGGGUUUAUCUGACACUAAUGAUCAUCAUGGCUUUCAUGCCCUCACCUCUGCUUUCAUCAUAUUCAACACCUAUUCCCGAAGUUCCCACUCUCUCCUCUUCACCAGCAACAUUAAAAGAUCCUCCUCCAUCUUCACUAUAUCCUUUCCAAGAGUUGUCCCCAGACAUUGCUCCACUGUUUCCUUCUCCUGGUGCUUCUGGAACUGACAUUCCCACCAUUCCUUCCAAUCCAAGCCCUCCAAACCCAGAUGACAUGAUGGCUCCUGGUCCUCUUUCUGCAUUUUCACCAUUUGGAUCAAUGCAAGCUUCCUCCAAUGCCCCUAGAAGUCUUGUUUGUGAACUAGCCACUACUGCUUUUGCAGGUUUAACAGCAUACUUGUCUUUGCAUUAUAUGAGAGUAUGAGUGGUUUGGGAUGUGGGAGAUUCCAAUUAUUAUAGACUAGAUCCUCUUUAUUGUAUGUUAAUUUUUCAUUCUUAUUACCUUGUAAUAUAUGAUAUUAUAAU